AUGGACCCACAACAGUCUGUUCCUCAACAGAGGAACUCUCACAAUCCUCAUCUGCUGGCCCUUGUGCCGCCUACGUCCAACACCCUGCCCUUGAGGUCUUCCGCUAGCACCCCGAUGACCUCUCCGGGGCUCUUCAGCCCCUCGAACCCGCGUCCGAAGAUGAACUUUCCGGUUCACCCUUCGUCUGACUCCAACACCCCGAACGUCGAGACGAGCAGUCCCUAUCUUCACCCACUACAGAACCACAAAGUCAGAGAGACGCACAAAGCUCUGAUUGAUUCCGACAGUAUCACCGGCCGCAAACUCAUUAACCAAUAUGAAGUCAUCGAAGAAAUUGGCAGGGGCGUCCACGGAAAGGUUAAGCUCGCCCGAAAUCUCGAGACGGGCGAAAAUGUGGCUAUCAAGAUUAUCCCACGGUACUCCAAGAGACGCCGACUCGGCAAGGUCAUGGCCAUGUCCCCGCAGGAAAAGACGAUGAGGGAGAUUGCCAUCCUCAAGAAGAUGAGGCAUCCCAAUGUCGUCUCGCUGUUGGAGAUCAUCGACGACCCGGAGUUGAAAAAGAUCUAUUUGAUUCUCGAACACGUCGAGCUAGGCGAGGUUGUGUGGAGAAAGAAGGGUCUGCCGCACAUUUGCCACCACGAGCGUCGUCGCAUCGAGAGAGAAUCCAGAGGCCAGCCGCUCACCCCAGAGGAGGAGCAUUACGAACUACUAAUGGAACAGCGGCAUGCCAUACGGGAGAAAAAGCGUGAAAGGAUGUCUCUAGCCAAUAUGGGCGCACACGAACACUGGAGUAUCGAGCACGGCAUUUCCGAUGACGCCAGUUAUGGCUCGCAAUCCCGCGUCCCCUCGAGGGAUGACUUGGGAGCUCUGGAGUUCACCGGGCGCGAAGGAUCCCAACCCAAUUCGCUGCAGGCAUCCCGGGCCACGUCUCGAGUGCCAUCGCGGUCCCAGUCUGUCAAGUCGAUACGCGACGCCGUCUUUGACCAGGAAGCCAUCGACGAUACCGACGACAUUGAGACGCCAGGCCCGCUACAGUCAAGCAAUCCAGGCUCAGCCACCGCCCUCGACGGAACCAUGUAUGGUGCCUAUAUGGGAGAUGCGGCCUUUCGAGGUCGUUCACCCAGCAUGGCCGAUUCCAUCAUUUCGCACAUGUCCUCGGUCGACUGGAACUCUCGGAUGCAUGACCCUUUUGCUGAAGACUUUUCAUACGUUCCGUGCUUUACCAUCGAGCAGGCAAGAACCACUUUCCGAGACACUGUCUUAGGCUUAGAGUACCUGCACUACCAAGGUGUCGUACACAGGGAUAUCAAGCCUGCCAAUCUGCUGUGGACCAAGGACCACCGCGUCAAGAUUUCCGACUUCGGCGUUUCGUACUUCGGCCGCCCCAUUCGAGAGGGCGAGGCCGACGAUGAGACAGUCUCGGAAUCCGAAGCACAAGAUUUUGACGAUGAUCUUGAAUUGGCCAAGACAGUUGGCACCCCGGCGUUCUUUGCACCUGAACUGUGCUAUACUGACGCGGACCGCAUGGAACAACCAAAAAUCUCCGAGAUGAUCGAUAUUUGGUCACUUGGUGUUACACUCUACUGCCUCAUCUAUGGACGCAUUCCUUUCCAGGCUGAAGACGAGUGGCAGAUGUUCCGAAAAAUUGCCACCGAGGAAGUCUUCAUUCCACGCAAACGGCUCAAGGCAGUGGACCCUUCUACCCCUCCCAACUCCGAAUCUCUCUUCAAGCGGCACAAUGUACCCCCUUACAGAGACGACAACGAACUGGCCUACGAGGACAUCGGCGGCCUUUUACACGACCUCAUGCGUCUGAUGUUUACAAAAAACCCGGAGAAGCGGAUUCGUCUGAAAGACAUCAAGACCCAUCCUUGGGUUGUGCAAGGCAUUCCUAACACGCAAGCGUGGGUUAGUGAAACUGAUCCAGCGAGAAACCAAGGCAGGCGGGUCCAGGUCAACGACAAGGAGGCAGCCCAUGCUGUCGUUCCCAUUGCCUUCCUGGAACGCGCACGAUCUACCGUGAAGAAGGCAGUUGGAAAGUUGAUGCACCCUUUAGGAGAUCGAAGCGAUAGCCGGUCGCGGCGGAGGGCUGCCAGCAGUGCUGCUAGCUCUGCUGGAGACAGCAUGUACAAUGUACCGCCUACGCCACACUCGAGAGAAGCACGCAGAAAGAGUCUCAAGAGCGAAGACUAUUUUUCAAACGUCAAAGACUUUGCCUUUGGUGGCUCUGAGCAUCCUCUGGUUCACAGCCAGACUGUUUCUCCCUACGAGUCUCCCUACGACCCUCUCGCCACCGCUAUCGCUCAACCCGCCAAAGGCCAAGGGGCCGCCCUUCUACAUGCGAUCCAGAAUAGCUACAAUGAAUCUAGGACAAAUAGCGGCACCGCGUCGCCAUCGGAUCAGUCAACGAUACCUGGGACAGCGCCACUCUACAAACCUUUUCAGAGAUACUCCCAAAGCCCAUCAAACGGCAAUAGCUUUUUGACUCUGACAGCCGGAUUACCUGAGGUCAGGACACAACCUCCAACACCUUUCGUAGCCGACACUACACUCGACGAUCCGUCGAAGGAUAUGCGGCAAACACGGGGAUAUGAAGCCUUGACUGAAGAAGCUCUGCGGGCACGCUCGGCCGAGCGUGGCGUGUUCAGAGAACAAGACAAGCGCGCUCCAGCACAAGUGAGCGUCACCACAGCGAGUGUGCCCGGUACCCUUCACAGGAUGCCCAGCUUACCUGGCAAGCCUCGUACUAUGCGGUCGGUCGACUUGGGCAAGGCGAAGCAGGCUACCAGCGGCUUAGCUUCCCCACUGUUCUUCUCGUCUCGGUCCGUCACUGGCUACCAGCACGGCCAACCCCAGUCGGACUCGAAUAUCUACGAAAACCAACGACUCACUGCCGAUCUAGAGGAGAGACCACAGACAGCACACAGGAUCGAGAGCGUGCGAGAUGUACCGGAAGCAAGGACGCCGCCCCCGCGCACAUACAACACGUCGACUCCCGAAUCGUUCGCCCGCGCAAAAAGCGAGAUGCAACGCAAGCAAAUCGCAGAAGGUCUUGCGCAACAGGCCCCUGACGACGUUAGGUCAGAUAUUGCCGUGAUUGAUCCAACCGAAGUACCUUGCCCUCUCUCGCCUGACGAUGAGUUCUUUGGCACGCCGCCACCUCCUUCUCGCGAGGGCACAAUGGAAACUCGACAAUCCUCACGCUCGACAUCCGUCGGUGGCCUGGCCUCUCCUAUUACAAACCCCAGCGAAGUGGCAAGUCCCGUCUCGUCUAUCAACCACCAUGCAAAGGAGGAGAUGCUUGCCUUCCAAUCUGAUCCUUCGCUUCCCGCCCUUCUUAGCGGGGCCAGCUCGGUAUCCGUCGACCUAGAUGCCGAACCCGUGGAGCCUACUAUUGUCAAUAACAAACCCGGUUUGCUCGAGACGACAGAUUCCCUAACACCUCCAGCCUAUGUUAAGGAGCCCAUGGCUGGAUUUCCCUUGGAACAGUAUGAGCAACAGGGACGGUUUGAGCAACACAAUGCGUCGUUCAACGCAGUCCCGAUACCACUUCGCAUCACACCCAGCCCGAUCUAUAGGAGCCCGCCACCCAUCCACCAUACCCCCGAACUGCGACCACAAGACGAUAAUGACGACGAUAGCGACAGUGACGAGGGUCUUUUGAUGGCAAAAACGAAGAAGAAACCAUCAACCAACAACCACGUCGAACGGAUACAUUUUGGUGCAAGACGACGUGAUACGAACGCGAGCAUUGCCAGUACGGAGACGGCAAAGAAGGUCGUUAUUCACGGCGAAGAAGUCAUCACCUACGCCGACUGA
Messenger RNA from Colletotrichum orchidophilum, 3819 nucleotides. RefSeq lists its product as uncharacterized. Gene Ontology annotation, molecular function: protein kinase activity; ATP binding. The record is from RefSeq and is a predicted model, not a curated record. The transcript has 2 exons. The coding region runs from base 1 to 3819 and encodes 1272 amino acids. Gene Ontology annotation, biological process: protein phosphorylation. Lineage: Eukaryota; Fungi; Ascomycota; Sordariomycetes; Glomerellales; Glomerellaceae.